AUGACCAAUAUGGAGCGACAGCGGAGACAUCUUUAUGAUACAAGAGUGUGCCAAGUGUGUAAAGGAGGAGAAGAAUCCAUUCUACAUGUUCUCCGAGACUGCCCUGCAAUGAGUGGGAUUUGGACACGAGUGGUGCCACCACAGAGACAACGCGAGUUUUUUAACGCAUCACUACUGAGCUGGUUGUUUGAGAAUCUCGGCCAUGAUGCGGAUAUGGGAGGAUAUCUCUGGUCUACGUUCUUCGCAAUGGCUGCUUGGUGGGGAUGGAAGUGGCGGUGCUAG
Messenger RNA from Microthlaspi erraticum, 282 nucleotides. NCBI's taxonomy places the organism in Eukaryota, Viridiplantae, Streptophyta, Magnoliopsida, Brassicales, Brassicaceae. The record is from the annotation of a GenBank genome assembly.